Plasmodium gallinaceum is the source of this 384-nucleotide messenger RNA. Its product is annotated as vacuolar ATP synthase subunit g, putative. The record is from RefSeq and is a predicted model, not a curated record. Gene Ontology annotation, biological process: proton transmembrane transport. Gene Ontology annotation, molecular function: proton-transporting ATPase activity, rotational mechanism. Lineage: Eukaryota; Apicomplexa; Aconoidasida; Haemosporida; Plasmodiidae. Gene Ontology annotation, cellular component: vacuolar proton-transporting V-type ATPase complex. The transcript is spliced from 3 exons. Bases 1 to 384 code for a protein of 127 amino acids.
AUGGCACAGAAUAAGGGGUCUAAUGCUCUCAUUCAACAACUACUGAAAGCAGAAGAAGAAGCAGAUUUAGUAAUUAAAAAAGCAAAAGAUGUAAGAGCAAAAAUGUUAAAAGAAGCUGAAACAACAGCAUCAGAAGAGUUGAAAAUUUUUAGAGCAAAAGAAAAAGAACGUUUAAAUAAAGGACAUAAAGAAAAAUCUAGUGCUGAAGAUGAGGUUGUAACAAAAAUAGAACAGAAUACUAAGGAAGAAAUAAAAAAAUAUAAAGAAUUAUUUAAAAAAAAUAAAGAUGAAGUAGCUCAAUAUAUAUUUGAUAAGGUGUUCACUGUUGAUUUAACUGUACCAGAUUGCACACAAAAAUCCAUUUUAUAUAAACAGAAUAUUUGA